Molecule: messenger RNA, 2689 nt
Organism: Cheilinus undulatus (humphead wrasse)
Lineage: Eukaryota; Metazoa; Chordata; Actinopteri; Labriformes; Labridae
Gene: eri2
Product: ERI1 exoribonuclease family member 2
Exons: 9
Coding region: 135-2324 (729 amino acids)
Biological process (GO): exonucleolytic trimming to generate mature 3'-end of 5.8S rRNA from tricistronic rRNA transcript (SSU-rRNA, 5.8S rRNA, LSU-rRNA)
Molecular function (GO): 3'-5'-RNA exonuclease activity; nucleic acid binding; zinc ion binding
Source: RefSeq, a predicted model, not a curated record
CAAUCCCAGACAGACUGAUGGAGGAAAAUUUUAAAAUUAGCGCGGUGUUUGCUCAUUUUGCUUGUAUUAAAACUCUUUAAGGGUUUCAUAUUUGUAUGUAGUUGUAUGUCUGCAGUAACGUAACUGAUAACGUGAUGUCUACAAAGAAACUGGCCAAAGAGCUUGGAUUACUGAGGCAGCGCAGUCAGUCCUCACAUGGAUCAAAGAAAUCACCUUUAUCAAAUCAAACAUUUUCCUACCUGAUUGUAAUCGAUUUUGAGUCAACCUGCUGGAAAGAGAAAAACAACUAUGGGCAGGAAAUAAUUGAGUUUCCUGCUGUUCUACUGAACACAUCCACAGGGGAGGUCGAGUCUGAGUUUCACACAUAUGUUCAACCCCAAGAACACCCGAUUCUGUCCGAUUUCUGCACUGAGCUGACUGGGAUCACACAGAUGCAAGUUGAGGCAGGGGUGCCCCUUCAGAUCUGCCUAUCACGGUUCAGUCGCUGGCUGCAAAAUCUUCAGGCUGAGAAGGGUGUUGUUUUUCCCAAAAAACAACAGAAAUCCUCUGCAACUUCACCUUCUCAAAAACUGUGUGCUUUUGUCACAUGGUCAGACUGGGAUCUUGGAGUUUGUUUGCAGUAUGAGAGUAAAAGGAAACAGCUGUAUAAACCUGAUGUGCUCAACAGCUGGAUCGACCUGAGAAGCACCUACAGGCUGUUUUACGACAGGAAACCUAAAGGCUUGAACGGGGCUCUACAGGAUCUUGGAAUACAGUUUUCAGGAAGAGAACAUUCUGGUUUGGAUGAUGCCAGAAAUACGGCUCAUUUGGCUGCGAGGAUGAUGAGAGAUGGAUGUGUGAUGAAGAUCACCAGGAGUCUGGUGAAGAACCCAGUAGUGGAGAAACCUGUGUAUGGGAGUACAACUGCAGACAGCAAGAAAGAGAAAAACAACAGCAAUAGAGGGGGAAACAUUCAUCCCUCAUCAUGCAAGAUGCCAUCAAAAUUGUCUCAUAUGAAACCAUGUGUAGAAAAAGCUACAAAAGAUUUAGAUACAAAGGAGGAUUCAACUUCAGUCUGUCAAAGCCUCAUCUCACCAAAAACUUUGCUACAUGGAAUGACAAAGCCUGCGCGGGGACACAGCAGGAGGUCUGUGGCAGCUGAGGCUGUCACUAAUAUUUCCUCUUCAGUUUUGAUCAAUCCACCGAACAAUAACAUCAACAACAGCAGCCUUGUUCUGUGCUCGACUACUGUGGCCUGCCUUUCAAAUCUGCCUCAGAUAAACCAGCACUCGAACACAGCAGCAGUCAGUGGUUUGGAGGAAGAGGAGGGUGCAGAACUUUUUGUGGAAGGAGAAGACAGAUAUGGCUCUUAUGAUGAUGUGGUUUUGGAGGGUGACGAGUCUAUUUGUGAAACAGAGGGAGUGCUGGAUGCUGAGUAUGUGGCAGGUUUUGACAGUGAAUAUCAUCCCUGGGAGGAGCCUGGUAACAGCCAUUCAGCACAAAGCCAGGAUGAUAAAGGAGAGACAGUGAGUGUUGACAACAACUUUAAAAUGCCACGGAUGCCAAAUGAAUCAUCGAAAACUUUCUUUUGUGCAAAUAAUAUGAGCUCCAGAGUUGUUGUUGGCAAAGGAGGCAGGCAGGAUUCAACAAUCUCAAAAUCCAGUUUUGAGUUUCUGGUGCCAAAACCUCCAGACUCCAAAUCAAGCCAGCUCAAAACAGGAUUUAAAACCUCUUUACAAGUUCAAGAAAAGUCAAACAAAAACAAUACAAACUCAAAACUAAACACACCAUUUCCAUUCAGGCGCCAAUUCUUCAUCCCAGAGAAGACCUCCACUCCUCACACUUCAUUCGCCAAACCCAAACCAGUCUCCACCAAACCCACAAAGCACACAGAGACUCCAAAGUCUUCUUUUGCGAUCUACACUGACCCAGAAAAACCAUCGUGUUCCUCCAUGUGUGGCUCCUUCUCUGCCCCCAAAAGUGUCCUUUCCUCUUUGUCGACAAACACCCCCUCCUCACGUAUGAAUCAGUCCAUAAUUUCUGGGACAUUUAAAGGACAGAAGAUCACAUCCCCUCUGUGUGCAUGCGGGCGCCGAGCAAAACGUCAAGUUGUAUCAAAUGGUGGUCCCAACCACGGGAGAGGGUUUUAUUGCUGUCCAGUCCGCCGGUCAGGCAGUGGAGGGAGCUUCAAGAAGGGAUGUGAGUUUUUUAAGUGGGAGUCGGCUGUGAUGAAGAGCAGCUCAGUGUCUUCUCCUGCUGUCAGGUCUUCAGUCUCACUCUGUCGGAUGAACUCCACCUUGAACUGUGGUCCAAGUCACAGGUCAAUGAUACGAAAGAGCUACUGACCUUUGAGAGAGAACCAGGGUAUAUGGUGAAUGGAACAAUUGAUUUUUAAAAUUACUGCCACAAAGACUAGAUUUGUUACAUGUGUCAUCUCUUAAGAUAAUGUUAAAAAAAAAAGUUAAAAUUGUAGAGGGGUAUGAACUGAAAGCAAUACUAAUAAUCAAAGAUGCCAUUUUUAUGGACAUAGAGAAUGCUUCAUUUAAUCUAUGUAUUCGAUAUUUAGAAACAAUAUUGGAUUUAAUGAAGCCAAACUGCUCCUAAUGAAUUAAUUUCAUGUAUUUUCAUCAUCACAAAUGGAAUACAUCUGAGUGUAGGUCUAUUUAAUACAGCUAGUCAAACAUGGCCUGAAGGAAUGUAGACAAUGAAA